Colletotrichum navitas is the source of this 2202-nucleotide messenger RNA. Its product is annotated as inosine-5'-monophosphate dehydrogenase. The record is from RefSeq and is a predicted model, not a curated record. Gene Ontology annotation, molecular function: IMP dehydrogenase activity. NCBI's taxonomy places the organism in Eukaryota, Fungi, Ascomycota, Sordariomycetes, Glomerellales, Glomerellaceae. The transcript has 3 exons. Gene Ontology annotation, cellular component: cytoplasm. Gene Ontology annotation, biological process: GTP biosynthetic process. The coding region runs from base 196 to 1815 and encodes 539 amino acids.
GUCUCAAGAUUUUUUUCCUCUUCUUUCUUACGGGAAGAAGAGACAUAACUACCCUUAGUCUUCGAAUCGGCCUGACUUUGUUUUUCUUGCUCCAAUUCGAACGACUAGCUGUUCCUUCAACUCCGUUUUUUUUAAACCUUUUCUUUCUCCUGUUUCCUCGAGAAGAAUUGAAGAAAAAAAACUAGACCCUCCAAGAUGCCUUCCACCAACGGAAUCAACGGCGCCAAGGUGCUCGACUCCAAGUCCGCGCUGCAGGUCUUGAAGGAGUACGAGAGCCGCGAUGGCCUCGACAUCCACGAGCUCAUGGACACCAAGAAGCACGGUGGCCUGACCUACAACGACUUCUUGCUCCUCCCCGGCUACAUUGGCUUCCCCGCCUCCGCCGUCGUCCUCGACUCCCCCGUUACCAAGAGAAUCACCCUCAAGACCCCCUUCGUCUCCUCCCCCAUGGACACCGUCACUGAGCACGAGAUGGCCAUUGCCAUCGCCCUCCAGGGUGGUCUGGGUGUCAUCCACCACAACUGCUCUCCUCAGGAGCAGGCCGACAUGGUCCGCAAGGUCAAGCGUUACGAAAACGGCUUCAUCUUGGACCCCGUUGUCAUCAGCCGCGACACCACCGUCGGCGAGGCGAAGGCUCUGAAGGAGAAGUGGGGAUUCGGAGGUUUCCCCGUCACAGAGUCCGGCAAGCUUGGCUCCAAGCUGCUGGGCAUCGUCACGAACCGCGACAUCCAGUUCGAGGAGGAUCCCAACCAGCCCAUCUCCAAGGUCAUGGUCACCGACCUGAUCACCGCCCCCGCAGGCAUUGACCUCCCCGAGGCCAACAAGAUCCUGGCCAAGUCCAAGAAGGGCAAGUUGCCCAUUGUCGACAAGGACAGCAACCUCGUCUCCAUGAUCUCCCGCUCCGACCUCAACAAGAACCAGCACUUCCCCCUGGCUUCUAAGCUGCCCGACAGCAAGCAGCUCCUCUGCGGUGCCGCUAUCGGCACCCGUCCCGAGGACAAGGACCGCCUCAAGCUCCUCGUCGAAGCCGGCCUCGACGUCGUCAUCCUCGACAGCUCCCAGGGUAACAGCAUGUACCAGGUCGAGAUGGUCCAAUGGAUCAAGAAGGAGUUCCCCGGCCUCGAUGUCGUCGGCGGAAACGUCGUCACUCGCGAGCAGGCUGCCACUCUGAUCGAGGCUGGCGUCGACGGUCUCCGUAUCGGCAUGGGCAGCGGCUCCGCCUGUAUCACCCAGGAGGUCAUGGCUGUCGGCCGUCCCCAGGCCGCCGCCGUCCACUCUGUCAGCAGCUUCGCCGCCCGCUUCGGUGUUCCCUGCAUUGCCGACGGUGGUGUCCAGAACGUCGGCCACGUCGUCAAGGGUCUCGCCCUCGGCGCCUCUACCGUCAUGAUGGGUGGUCUUCUGGCCGGUACCACCGAGUCCCCAGGUACAUCCUUUGUCUCCCGGGAGGGUAAGCUCGUCAAGGCCUACCGUGGCAUGGGCAGCAUCGACGCCAUGCAGGACAAGAAGGCCGGCAACGGCGGCAAGGACAGCCAGAAGAGCAACGCCGGCACCGCCCGCUACUUCUCCGAGGGUGACAGUGUCCUUGUUGCCCAGGGUGUCACCGGCUCGGUUGCCCACAGAGGUCCCAUCAGCAAGUUCAUCCCCUAUUUAGCUGCCGGCCUGAAGCACUCCAUGCAGGACUGUGGUAUCCAGUCCCUGAAGGAGCUCCGCGAGUCCGUUGACAACGGCACUCUCCGCUUCGAGCUCCGUACUUCCAGCGCUCAGCUCGAGGGCAACGUGAACAUGGAAUCUUACGAGAAGAAGCUCUUUGCCUGAAAAAAAAGGCAGAUGCAGCUUUGCAGACAUGAUGGAAUGGUUACAAGACGUGAAUGGGACAUAGGCAAAAGGUUGGUGGGAAUCAAAAAGGAGGCUGGCCAGGGGAAGGAGGGGGAAAAAAAACAGGGUUUCUUCAAGAAAACAUAAAAAGCCUCCCCCUCGGGAGCACACACGUGCACACACAUGCCAAAAGAAGGGCGAAGCAAAACCAGGCUUUUAUGGGGGUUAUAGGGCGGCAGUUCUUCAGUCUAGCGGAGUUUUUGGAGUCUAUGCAAUGGGAAGUGGGCCGAGUCGCCUGGGGACGAUGCAGCGUUCUGAAUACCAAAAAGAGAAAACAUACACAAACCCUCCAUCGGGGAAGAGAAAACUCAACCAAUCAAAACCCAA